Molecule: messenger RNA, 1185 nt
Organism: Aegilops tauschii subsp. strangulata
Lineage: Eukaryota; Viridiplantae; Streptophyta; Magnoliopsida; Poales; Poaceae
Product: probable cytokinin riboside 5'-monophosphate phosphoribohydrolase LOGL7
Biological process (GO): cytokinin biosynthetic process
Cellular component (GO): nucleus; cytosol
Molecular function (GO): hydrolase activity, hydrolyzing N-glycosyl compounds
Source: RefSeq, a predicted model, not a curated record
AUGCCAGGCGGCAGCGGCAGCGGCACCGGCCAGAACAGCAGGAUUCUCGAGGACGGCGGGGACGGGGACGAUUCAGAGUUUACAGGCUUUCGUCAGACGGCGGGGACACGGGGCCACGGUGAUUGGUGUCAGUUGUCACGGCGUGGCGUGGUCACCGCGCGCCAAAGCGACAGCGACGGUGGAGUUAAAUGGGGGCGGGCGAUCAUCAGCCAGCGUCACUGCUCUUUGCAGCUACUGCCACACCACCAUAACGCAGCAAGCAAGCGCGCGCGACAAGGCCAGACACGACGACGGCGACGCCGCCGCCGCAAGCCGGGGCCGGUUGGAGGCGGGCACGACCGGCCGGCGAUGGGGGACAGGGCGGAGUGCAGGUUCCGCACGGUGUGCGUCUUCUGCGGCAGCAGCGCCGGCCGACGCAGGGUGUUCGGCGACGCGGCCCUCGACCUUGGCCACGAGCUGGUGAGGAGGGGCGUCGACCUGGUCUACGGCGGCGGCAGCAUCGGCCUCAUGGGCCUCGUCGCGCGGACGGUGCUCGACGGUGGCCGCCGUGUCGUCGGGGUGAUUCCCAGGGCUCUCAUGCCUGUCGAGAUAUUAGGUGAGAGUGUGGGAGAAGUAAAGGUUGUAUCUGACAUGCAUGAGAGGAAAGCAGAGAUGGCUCGACGAUCCGAGGCAUUCAUCGCUCUUCCUGGGGGGUACGGAACCAUGGAGGAGCUGUUGGAGAUGAUAACAUGGUCUCAAUUGGGAAUUCACAACAAACCUGUUGGGUUGCUAAAUGUGGAUGGUUACUAUGAUACCCUGCUUGCACUGUUUGACAAAGGUGCGAGAGAGGGCUUCAUCAACGCAGACUGUAGACACAUACUUGUCUCAGCGCCAACUGCUGCGGAAUUGCUGACAAAGAUGGAGCAAUACACUCGGUCGCACCAGGAGGUGGCCCCAGCGACGAGUUGGGAGAUCUCAGAGCUUGGCUACGCAAAAGCACCACCGGCUGAUGGAUGAACUCUAACAUUCAUUCCACUGAUAUGAUGAUGUAUUUGUUGUUUUUCUUUAAUGUUUUUCCUAUUAGUCAAAAGAAAUUCAGCGUCACGGUUGAGAUAUGAUUUUCUCUUGUGUUUAAUUGUACGGUGUGCUGGUCGUUGCCAUCUAUAGUUUUCAAGUUUGAAUUGCAUUACCAAGUAUGUUUUGUUA